This is a messenger RNA of Cucumis melo (muskmelon), 9833 nucleotides long. RefSeq lists its product as uncharacterized. The record is from RefSeq and is a predicted model, not a curated record. The transcript has 36 exons. Bases 235 to 9663 code for a protein of 3142 amino acids. Lineage: Eukaryota; Viridiplantae; Streptophyta; Magnoliopsida; Cucurbitales; Cucurbitaceae. Gene Ontology annotation, biological process: protein targeting to vacuole; protein retention in Golgi apparatus. Gene Ontology annotation, cellular component: extrinsic component of membrane.
CUCGUCUCGAGUCCUCUAUAUCUGUCCAGUUAAAACGUCCGUCCGACAUUACCCGCCGUUGCAUUUAGCAAAUAGCAACUUCACGUCUUUUUCCACAAGCUUACUCUUCCUAACAUUCCUAUUCUCCAAAUCCUCUCUUUACGUUUGCAAGCUCGCUGUUUGGGAAAGGAAUCACUCUUAUAUGGAAGAAUUACGAUUAUUGAUCAUCUUCGUGCUGUUCCAGCAACACUAGCUAUGGGGUUGCACAAUUUUCUUCUGCGGAGGCUGGUGUCUCUGCUGCAGCCAUGGCUGCCAGAGGACUCGGACCUUCAGCUGAAUUUUGGGUUUACUCGUUCCACCAUCGAUGCCCACAAACUUCAUUUGAAGGUUUCGUCUUUCAAUGAGCUAAUUGAGGAGACCGCGACAAGCAUGUCCUUCAAAGAGGUGAUUGUUGACCGCUUGAGCGUUGUGGUCACUUACUGGCCUUUUCCAGCCUUCGAUAUCAAACUACAUGGUGUCCAUGUAACGCUAUCUAUCAGGGAGGUGAUUUCGAGGGGAAAACAGGAUUCGGAUAUCGCAUUUUCUGAAAUCCUGAAGAAGAAUCUAUCUGCUAUUGAUCCGGAGGGUGUUACUUUGCAUGAUCUUAUGAAGAGUUUUCUGGACCCUCCACCAAGAUACCAGUUGAAAACAGCUUUUAAAUAUCUACUACUCAAACGUGGUUGCGUACAGAUGUCUAAUAUCGACUUUGUACUGGAGUUCCCAAGCUUUAACUAUGUUUUUGGCUGUUCCUUGAACAUAAAGUGUCUAAAUGCCAAAUUUGAAAAUCGAAAUCACGGAUGCCUUCAUGAGCUUAUACAUGCGAUCUUAAAACCAUUAUCACAUGGCUGCCUUGCCAUCACUGGCAACGAUCUUGAGAUCUUGUUGAAGUGGGAAACUCAGAUUAGUAGAAUCUUGAAUUUAAAAGUUAUAUUCAGUCGCUGCAAAAUGUAUGAUCUUCAGCUUGUUGAUGUGAAUCUUAGAAUUCCAGAAUUAAGUCUUUCAGUUACUCCAGUUGUGGUUUCGAUAUAUUCAGUAUUAAAUGGAAUGUCAUCUAAAGAAUACAAAUUUUCUAGAAAUGGCAGAGAACUUUGGAAACUAGCUGCUCGAAGAAUUAGCCACAUUACUUCAUCGCCAGGAAUGUCAUGGCAUCAUCUUGUCACUGUUGUGAUGCUGUGGGUACAGUAUGUCAAUGUCUACGAACUUUUACUGCUAUUAACUGGAUAUCCUAUGGCCAAUUUGAUGAAAAAAUUCACUUAUAAGAUUUCUUCGGAUAGAGAACUCUUCACUUUCUUUAAGAAACAUUUGAUGACAAUUCUGGAUAUUGAGAAAAAGUUACCAAUUGGAUCCAUCGCACAGGGAAGAAAAAUAGCACGAUAUAGAGCCAUCAAGAACAUUGAAGACAAAAAGGAAGUAUCUAGCAUCGUCCAGUUAAAAUUCUUUUAUCAGGUCUUUUCAUUGCUUUUAUGCAUUUGGAAAAUGUUAUGCAGUAUUUUUCGUUUCAUAGAAAGAUGCAUAGUUAAAACCUUGACUCAGCCACGGAAACUGGAUGGAUGUUUCAAAAUUGUACGUCCAGAUUCAAAUUCACAGUUUUGCUUUAUGUUGAAUACUGGAAAACUGUUGGUGUCUAUUUAUCCCCAAGAUGACAUUCAGCCCCAAAUGUUUGAAAACCUUAAAUCAAGUUUUGGGAUUCCGUCCUUUUUUAUUUCUUUCUGUUUUUCCUUUGAUUCACUCCUAGUCAUGUACAUGGUAGAUCUUUGUGAACAGUCUCUACUCGUGUCCUGUGAUCAAUUCAAUGUUACUCCCUUACCUUCUGUGAAGGCGUCCAGUGAUAAAGUCUGUUCUGUUGAUCUCUUAAAGUCUCUUGAAGGGUGUGGGAUGGAAGGAGAAAAUAAUCUGAAAUCUAUCAUUCAUGGUGAACCUGCAUGGAGCUUUUUUCCUUCUAAUGGUCGUGAAAUAGAUAUUGGUUGCAAUCAAUUCAUAUUUAAAUAUUUGGAAGACAUGUGGGUGAGAUGGAAAUCUGUAUGCAGGAAUCUUGAAGAAGAUAUGAUUGCAUAUUCAGAUAAUCCUUGGUUUCUUUGUGAAAUUAGUAGCUCAAUGACAAAAUCAGUGCUUGAGAAUUCAAAUACUUCAUUAUGGAAAUGCAAUUUAGCUUUGGGUAAGCUAAAUUUUGUGUUGCGGUAUUCGUCUAUAUUAUCAGCAGCUUUGCUCCUUCAAUUGGCUUAUUUGUGGACUGAGGAUGAGCAAAGUCCUGAAGUUUCUUUGCAUCCACCAACAGUUGCUGUAGAUAAUAGGGAAGCCUGUUUGAAUAAUAAGUAUGAGAACUGUGCUAGUCAAAUGAUGACACCAUUGCUUGAAAAGUUACCACUGAAAAACAUUCAAGUUGCAAUGCACAUAGCUGGUUCUAACAUCAAAAUGGCACUUGGAAAGGACUUCAGUGAUGGCGACGAAAUAUCCAGUGAGAUAUCCCAUAAGGGUGACUCACUCAUUGAACUUGAUGUGCAUGCUGUUGAAAUUGCUGUAUGCCCAACUUCCAGUUCUGAUUUCGCACUUCUAAUGGAGGACUCCUCAGAAGCAGACAAAGAACUGGAGUGUCUCUCUUUGAAAAAACCUCAUAUUUCACCAAUCGGUAGUGAAAAAUAUACAUCUCAAGAGUUGGUUUCCCUCUGGUUCUACCUACAACUCAAAGGGUUAAAAGCUUAUUUCGGAAGUUUGGAUGGGAUACAAGAGAAAAACCAAAUAUUUAUUUUUAACCCAAUGCUGAUCUUAUCAUCAAUUGUCAGGAAAUCUGUUCACUCAUUUAGCGAGAAUUUCAAUGCCUUCUCAGUAGCUUUUGACUGUACAACAACAGGUUUCACUUCUUUAUCAUAUAUGGAGGAUUUAUAUCUUCUCAUUAAGGUCAUAGGAAAUUUGUCCCCUGCAAUUUCUUAUCUUGGCUCUUGUAGUUGGUAUCCGCAGGAAUUCAUGAAACAAAAUAUCAUGCUCACAAAGCCCAUGUCGAAGUUUGAAUAUGUGAAAGGAGCCUCGAUAAGUUGUCAUACUAGUUCAAUGGUUCAUGGGGCCUUUAAGAUUAAGCGGAUCGAUGCCAUUCUUCAUAAUUCCCGGAGGGGUGACACUUUCAAGAGUACUAAGAUCUUUUCAAAUAGCCAGAAAAUGGCAGAGAUCAAUUCCCCUGAUUGUGGAAUUUGGAUGUCUGUUGAUCAGGGUAGAGUCAAGGUAACAUGUGAAGAGGAUAGAGUUGAUAUUAUUACUGAUAUCUCUAAUAUCAAUUCAUUUAUAUUUAGGUAUCACAAUAGUGAUAUAGAUCAAUCUGUACCCAAAUUUCUGCAGACGCAAUUACUUAAUUGCAAUCUUUACUUCUAUCAUCAGAUUUCUCUUUCUGAUUUCAUGCUUAAGUUAUCUUUGAGUUCACGUAGUGGCUCAUCCUCAGAAGGGCUGACGAAUAUUCACCAUAGUUCUAUUUCUAGAAGUAAUGGAUUGAAUGUUGAGAAUUCUGACAUGGCAGUUGAUUCUGAGGGGCCAGGUGGACGGUCUGUCUUUGUUCAGGAUCUGGACUUUGUUUCACAAUUUUCAAAUUUUCAGUUGCUUGUAAAUAUUGCAAUUAGUAGGAUUCUCAUAACGAGGUGCUCAAUGUAUGACAUCUUAACUGAAGCACAUCAACUGAGUAAACUUUCGUCAGAUCUCUCUGUUGGGGAAGACUUUCGUUGGAAGAUUCAGGGUGGUGUUAUUUUCCUGGAAACAUUGGCUUUGACAUUCUUUGUUAAUUGUUUCCAUAAAUACUGUCAUGCCAUUGGGAGUCUUUUGUCUGUGUUGCAAUUUUCUGAUCAACAAGAUAAGAAGGGUCAAGAAAUGGCAGAAAUCACCAGAUUGGAGGAAAGUGCUACCGACAAUAUUGUUGGCAAGACUACCGACGAUCUUUUAAGAGUUAAAGGGAAACUUCUGGAAGUUUUUAUCCUCAAUGUCUCCAACAUUUCUCUUGUUCUCGUAGUAAAAGAUGGAUCUGAUGUGAUUCGGGAAUUUGUGAUUGAAGCUGAUGCCAAUUUAAAAUUUCAAUUGGCUGAUAAUAAGAAAGAACUUAGAAUUAGUCUUUCUCACUUGUCAAUUCUCUCCCAACAAAUUAGGGGAACCUUGCAAAACAAUAUUCAAAUUCCUCACUUUUCUUCAAAUUUGUUUUCCCACCCCGCAGCUGGAGAACUUGCUGCAAGUUCUCAGCAUGCGAAGAGAGUUCAUAUAGAUAAUGAUGCAAGUAGUUCCAAACAUCCAGUUUCUCAUAAAAACUUUUCUGGAAGUAGUCAUUUCACUGGGCCUUUUUGUUUUAGCUGUCGGCAUUAUUUGUUGGAGAACUUAGUCGCUUCCUUGUCAAUUGAGAAGACAUGUAGGGAUGGUAUAGGCAUAUUAAGUAAAGCUUGGGCUGGCAAAGGCUCUUUGUCAGGGUUGGAUCUCAUAUUGUCUCAUUCUGAAAUACAGGCAAUUUUUUUAUUGGUUUCAUCAUUUUCUGGACUGUAUGACAAGGAAAAGACAAACAAGCAUAAAAUGCAAUGGUCUGGCGGUCAGCAAGUUGAUGCCAAUAACACAGAGACAUUUACCACCCUUGUUCCUGAUGGUGCGAUUGUUGCAAUCCAAGAUAUCCAUCAGCACAUGUACUUCUGUGUAGAAGGUUAUGACAGAUACAAUUUAGUUGGUGUAAUGCACUAUUCUCUUAAGGGAGACCGGGCUUUAUUCAGGGUUGAAUACAAGAAAAGGAGGAUAUCCUCGUCAUCGGUUUGGUUCUCCUUGAUAUCAUUGUAUGCAAAGAAUGCUGCAGGCAAACAAUUAAGGCUGAACUGUUGUCCUCAAUCUGGAGUUGUAAACAUAUCUGGCACUGAUGAUAGGGAUACGACACUAUGGAGAAUAUUUUCUUCGACUCCUAGAGGUCAAAAUGGUGAUACCGACUGGGAAGCAUACAACCAUUUUUCUAAAAGAAGUUUUUAUCUAGUGAACAAGAACAAUGACUGUGGUAUUGCCUUUGUUGAUGGGUUUCCAGAGUUUGUCAGAAAACCUGGAAAUCCUUUUAAGUUUAAAAUUAUUCGUGAUUUUCCUACCGUUCAUGGUGUUACUGAUUAUCUUACUGGGACCACUGGAACCACUGGAACCAGUCAUGAACAAAAUUCAAACCUGGAUGAGAGAUUAUCUGGAACUAAGGAGACGUUUCCAAUAAUAGAUAUUUCAAGUUAUUUCUCUCUCACCAUUGUUCAUGACAUAUCUGACACGAGUGACAUAUUGCCUCUCAUUUGUGGUUGUCUCAGUAAUAUGAAACUGACCCUACAAAUUUCAUCAAAUAAAACCAGGGUUCUUUGCACAUCCACUGCUGAAUUACAUUAUUUUGAUGCCCGAAGAUACUUAUGGCAAUGGAUUCUUAGCCCAGUUGACUUUUGCCUUUAUUACCGUUUCAGUGCUAAAAGCAGUAGCACAGAAACAAUUUUGCAUGGGGUUCCUGUGCAUAUUUAUUGUAGAAUGAAGGAGUUGGACAUAUCCUUAAAUGAGACCUCGCUGGAUGUAGUGCUCUUUGUCAUUGGGAAACUAAACUUGGCUGGUCCUUAUGCCGUGAGAAGUUCCAUCAUUCGUCCAAACUGUUGCAAGGUAGAAAAUCAAUUUGGGGUCGAUCUUCAUUGUCAAUUUGACAACAAGAAGAAUCUGACAAUAGGAAAAUUUCAGCAUGCUUUCAUCUCUCUGAGGCACCCAGGAUCACCAGACCAAUCUCUUGAGAGUGGACCAGUUAUUUCAUUUCAACUUUGUGUAACUGAAAAUUUUACAACUCCUAUCCAUAUUAGCAAGUUACAGGCCCAAACAUUUGCUUGGAAAACAAGAAUAAAAUCUUUGAAAGAUUCCAAAACUUAUCCAGGGCCGCUUAUUGUGGUUGACAUUUCUCAUCAUCCCGAGGAUGGUUUGUCCAUUGUGAUUUCCCCUAUGACAAGAAUACGUAAUGAAAGUGGACUAACCAUGGAACUUCGAUUUCGACGAAACCAACCAAAUGAAGAUGAAUGUGCUUCUGUGUUGCUAAAAUCUGAAGAUGUGAUUGAUGAUUCAAUGGCAAUGUUUGAUGCUUUAAAUUUGUCUGGUGGAUCAAGAAAAGCAUUAAACUCUUUAAGUGUUGGAAACUUCCUUCUUUCGUUUAGACCAAUGUUGCAUGAGGAAUUGAUGAUUUUUAAGAAUUCAAGGUCAGUUGACUGGUCAGAUGAUUUUAAGGGGGAAAAGGCAGUCCAUUUGUCUGGAAUUUUUGAUAAGUUAAGCUACAAAGUCAGAAAGGCUUUAAUGGUUGGGUUGGAGAAGUACUCCUUCAGCACAGCAAGUUGUAAGCUGUUAGUUGAUGAUGGACGUGAAGACUACUUGCACUUUCUGAUUCAGUGCAUUGGUAAGGAUGUGCAUAUAAUGCUGCCUGAUGAAUCUGGCAAUAGGUCUGAUAACAGCCAUUCAUCUGAUGUGCUACAAGUGCAGAAACAAAUUUUUCUUCUUCCUACCGUACGGGUGUUCAAUUCCUUGUAUUCAAAUAUACAUGUGCUUUUAACUGGGACAGAUCCUAGCACCAUAAAUGAGAAUUCACUUAUAGGAUCCGGAGCAACUGUAUCAUCUAAAUCAAAAGCUGAUUUCUACGUGAACCCUGCCAUUAUUCUUUUUACUGUUACUUUAACUGAAAUAAAUUCAACCUGCAAACCAGUGGAUAGUGGUGAUUUUAUGAAGAAGUUACUGAAACAGAAAAGUAAAGUCCAAUACAUAGACAUCAAUCUUGAUUUUGGUGGUGGGAAGUACUUUGCUUCCUUAAGAUUGGCUCGUGGCGAUAGAGGCAUAUUAGAGGCAACUCUUUUUACACCGUAUACACUGAAGAAUGACACAAAUUUUAAGCUGCAUUUUCUUACUUCCAAUAAGAUCCAUUACAGGGAUGUAGAAGAGAAUGGUUCCUGUCCUCCACAUUUAGGAAUAACUUUGCCUGCAUACUCCAGUCGUUCAUGGUUCUUAAAGUCCAAGAAGGUGUUUGUAGAGUCGGAAAAUUAUACAUCUGAAUCACUACUUGACUUGGACGCUCUAUCUGGCUUCACAGAAUUAAGCUUGCAAACUCAAGGAGAUGGCGUAGUAUCUUAUAUCAAACUUGGUGUUUCAUUGGGUUCACUGUUGAGAAAUACGGUUUUUCCAUCCCAACUUGUUACUAUAGUCCCACGAUAUGUAGUGAUUAAUGAAUCAAAAGAAAAUAUUACUGUUCGUCAGUGUUAUUUACAGAGUGAUGAAGAAAGCCCAAUCCAAGUAGAGAGUAAACAGAAAGUAACACUAAAACUGCAGGAGGGAAUCCAGAAGCGUAGAGGAUUCAGUCUAGUUGAAAAAAUUGUUCAGAAGCAUUCAAAAUCUAUGGAUGAUUCAUCAAAAUUUAUUAAGUUCUACCUGACUGGCUCUGAUUUAAGUUGGUCUGGCCCAAUAUGCAUUGCUUCAUUGGGACGAUUUUACCUGAAAUUCAGAAAGCAGCAAGAGGCUAAAGUUGAAUUUGCUGCAGUUCAUGUGGUGGAAGAAGGUUCAACAUUAAAUUUACACUUCCAUAAACCACCAAAUACCAACCUUCCAUACAGGAUUGAGAAUCGUUUGCUCAACUCUUCUAUUACAUACUAUCAGAAGGAUUCCGAGGAGCCAGAGGUCCUAGGAUCUGGAUGUAGCGUUGACUAUGUUUGGGAUGACCUGACUCAUCCACAUGAGCUAGUAGUCAAAAUUGACGGUACUGUUGUUCAAAUUUACGAGAGCCUUCGUGAAAUUAACUUGGACAAGUUGCGCACAUGGAAACCUUUAUUUAAGUCUAGGCUACCAGGAGGCUUGACAAGUCAAAUAUCUAGAAACUUUAGUGAUCCGGAGAUUAUGAAGGUUGGGUACGAAAUAUAUGCCGAUGGUCCAACCAGGGUUCUACGUAUUUGUGUGAAAUCUGAUUGUCACAAAGGAGAUUCAGUGAUUUCAUCUUCACAAAAAUUUCAACUCAGAAUUUCUAAUGUCGCAGUUCACUUACUUGAAUGUUGGAGGCAGGAGGGAUAUGGGAGUGAGCCAUCAGAAUGUAAGCCACUUGUAGCGGCUAAACUCAAGGACAUUAGUUUGUACUCUGUGUUCACAGAGCAGCAGAAAUAUAACCAGAUUACUAUUCAGUCACUGAAAUUGGAGGAGAAGAGAGAAGGAGCUACUUUUGCUGCAAUGCUUCGUAGGCAUCAACUUGAUUACAGUGACUCAAAUGAUUGUGUUCUCAAAAUUGUGUAUGUCCUGAACUCUACCAGCUUUCAAGUCAAGCAAGUGAAGUACUUCUCUGUCGUUCUGCAGCCAAUUGAUUUAAACCUUGACGAGGAGACCUUAAUGAGAAUUGCUCCAUUUUGGAGAACAUCUCUUGCGGAAUCAAAAACUGGGAGCCAGCAGUACUAUUUUGACCAUUUUGAGAUCCACCCGAUAAAGAUUUUUACAAAUUUCCUUCCUGAUGAAUCAUAUUCAAGUUACAGUUCAACACAGGAGACUCUGAGGACCUUGCUGCAUAGUGUAGUAAAGAUCCCUACGAUGAAAAAUGUGGUUGUUGAGCUCAAUGGUGUUCUAGUUACUCAUGCUUUGAUCACAGUACGUGAAUUAUUUCUUAGAUGUGCUCAACAUUAUUCAUGGUAUGCCAUGAGGGCUAUCUAUAUCGCAAAAGGAAGUUCACUGCUCCCUCCAGAUUUUAUUUCCAUCUUUGAUGAUUUGUCUUCAUCUUCCUUAGAUGUCUUUUUUGAUCCCUCUCGUGGGUUUAUGGGUUUUCCAGGGACUUUGAAGUUUAUCAAGAAAUUUAUUGAUGUGAAAAAGGGGUCAGGUACCAAACGCUAUCUUGGAGAUUUAGGACAAACUUUAAGGACAGCUGGAUCGAAUGUUAUGUUUGCUGCUAUAACUGAGAUUUCAGACUCUGUUCUCAAGGGAGCAGAAGCAAGUGGUUUUAAUGGAAUGGUGAGUGGAUUUCACCAAGGAAUACUAAAGAUAGCCAUGGAACCAUCUUUACUUGGGAGUGUAAUGAUGCAAGGUGGCCCACAGAGAGAUAUCAAACUUGAUCAAAGCCCAGGGGUUGAUGAGUUAUAUAUUGAAGGAUACCUGCAAGCUAUGCUGGAUACAUUGUACAAACAAGAAUACCUUAGAGUUAGAGUCGUUAACAAUCAGGUUACCCUAAAAAAUCUUCCCCCAAACACUCGUCUGACUGAUGAGAUCGUGAAUCGUGUGAAAGAUUUUCUUGUUAGCAAAGCAUUGUUAAAAGAAGAUUCGAGAAAGAGUAGUCGCCCUUUUCAACGUCUUCAACGUGAAAGUGAAUGGAAGAUUGGCCCUACAUUGCUAACGCUCUGUGAACAUCUCUUGGUAAGUUUUGCUAUCCGUAUGCUGAGAAAGGGUGUCAAGCAGAUUGUAGUCAGGAUUCCUCGGAACAAAGAACCGAAAUCUGAUAGUCAAAAAACCGAUCUUGCGUUAGUUCCAACUGACAAGAAACCCAAAGGUAAGUUCGUCUGGACUAUGGGAAUUGGCAAGUUUAUGCUGAACGGUAUUUUAGCGUAUCUUGAUGGUAUGUUGUGCCGUUAUAUCUCUAUUCCUAUCAUACGGCGGAUUGUAAGUGGUUUUCUCUUGACUCUCCUUGACAACGACAAGGAAUAAUUUUUUGUCUGGUCUAUAUCUGUCCUCUGUAUAUUUUUUAUGAUCAAAACAGAUUAUCUGCUGCACAAUGAUAAAAAUGUUGAGAAGGUUAUCUCAAAAGUAGUGUAGAUCUUAAAGGUAAUUUUCAAAACCGGUUGAUUGACAUGAAUGACAUCAAAUUUUGAAAUAUA